AGAGCUCCAUUGUUGUUAGUGGCUGGUGCGGAGUAAUAGCCAUCCGAAAUGGAGAAGUCGGAAAACUCUGGACGAUUGUUUGAGUUGGAUCCUUGGACAAGCUUGCCGAGAGUACCAUACGGCACGUCUUCGGUCCGCUCAUACUGCUUCACGGUAACAUCAGAAGGCGCAGCAGGAGUACACCGCCGUGGUCGGUCACAGCCACCGGGUACCCUGGCCUUGGCGGGCAGUCCCUUCGCCUCGAGUGGCCGCAUUAACGGCGAGCCUUCGCUUACUCCUCGGGUCAUGUGAGGGUGAGUGGACACACGAGCAGGUUGCUGAGUCUGCAAUACGUGGUCCAGCGCGAGUAGCGGAGUCAGCACUGUGUCCAGAAACUCUGGUAUACUGGUGAAGCCAAGAG
Molecule: messenger RNA, 400 nt
Organism: Baudoinia panamericana UAMH 10762
Lineage: Eukaryota; Fungi; Ascomycota; Dothideomycetes; Mycosphaerellales; Teratosphaeriaceae
Exons: 1
Coding region: 49-291 (80 amino acids)
Source: RefSeq, a predicted model, not a curated record